AUGCCCAGUCGGAGAGGCAGCGAGUUGUUCGUGAUGGCUACCGUUCCGGAUCCCGGCAUCACUGUUGAUUUUCAAAAUCCAACGCGACGGAUGACACUUCGCUGGAUUACAGGCAACACUGGUUCGCCACUCUGCCAAGAGAAGGCAUUAAAGGAGAUGGGCAGCGCGGAAGUUGAAUGCGACUUUCUGAAUCGAUUGCUAGCGACGUUACCACAGCACGAAGUUCCCUUCCACUGCGAGAGGGGGGAUGUGCCGAAUGAAGCCAUCUAUCGCGAUCGACUGGGCUUGCUGCAGAUGGCCACAACCAUUCAGCAUAGCAGACCGUUGGAAGAAAUUAUUCCAGUGCUGCAGGCAGAGCGUCUCCGACCCCGACAAUCUGAUCACGUGGAAAUUUGGUUCGAUAACGUCGCAGAAGAUGUGGAUACCCCUGCUGACCCGAGGUUUGCCGCCGCAUUUGAGCAGGUGGGC
Molecule: messenger RNA, 468 nt
Organism: Mesorhabditis spiculigera
Lineage: Eukaryota; Metazoa; Nematoda; Chromadorea; Rhabditida; Rhabditidae
Source: the annotation of a GenBank genome assembly